AACAAGCUAACAUCAAUGGAAUGGAAUAGAACAAAAGAAGGUUCUAGAAUCCAAUUUUGCAUUGAAAAUAGGAAAAUAAACUGAUUGUAAACAACAAGAAAAAUCCACUACAUUUACAAGUACAUGAAAUGAACAGACUAAACAAUAAAAACAAAAUGAACUACUCCUUAAGCCAAAACUACAUGAAAUAACCUAGAAUUGGGAUAAAAAAUAUUGACAGACGAAAAAAGUGAAGUAUGAAAUGAGCAUAAAAAUAAAAGAUAUAAGACUAAACGACUAGAGAUAGGAAGAAAUGAAAGCUAAAGAACGAAAGUGUCUUACCUUAAGCAGCCACGAAACCACUUACACAACAAAACACACACAGACCGGCCGUUUGAAAAGAUCAGGAACAACAAAAUGUUGCGACUGCUCUCAACACAAGACGGGACAUCGACAUCGUAUUUUCCUCACCGUCUUUUCAUUCAUCAAUUUAUUUUUCUCGCUCAUGUCCUAUAAUUGAAAUUAUGUCCAUAAUCUGGGGGGAGGUGUAGUAUCCUCCCAGUCCAUGUCCUGUUCCGUCCGAUAUAUAAAGAAAUAUGCCACUCGUAAGAGUCCAGUACGCCUCCAACACUCGACCAUUGUUGUAAUUUCGAUCAUGAACGCAAAUUUUCGAUCUUGUGCAAUAUUUAUGCAUAUUUGUAGUUUUCAAUUGAUGUUUAUAAAAAGUGGAAAGUGACGGAAAUAGCAAAAGAAGAAUGAAGGUUACAACUUCGUUUGCAUUGAAGCAGGAAUCCAAAUAAAAUACUUCUCUUUUGACUUCUUUGACAUUUUUCCAUCUCAGUCGACCGAAGCAAUCAACAUUUAGAAAUGGACGACGAAUCUUCUGGCACGAUGACAGAAUGCAACGGAGAUAUGAAUCAAGAAUUCAUCAUUCAAAUUCCGAUUGUCACUGGAUGCUUUCUUUUCCAAACCCCUGGUUUUAACGAUGGAGGAUAUCCAAACUACUCAGGAAGUGACAGUAACAGUUACAUAUGCUCCUACGUCUUUCAGUUUGUGGCUGAUGUAAAUGGAACGGUGACCUUUGAAAAAGCAGGGUUCGAGUUGCAAGGACGGACAAUAACUAAUGACUGCGUGGAUGCCAUCGGAGCAGUUCCUGUGAUGAGAGACUUCAGUGACAUCGAAGAGAGCGGUCCACAGGUAAAUUUCGCCACAUUUUGCGGCGUAAUUAGCGAGGACAAAAUACGGAGAUUCUCUUUCAAUUCACUCUCUAUUGUGCUCUUUGCCGACGAUGCAGUGAACGGCAACGGAGCCAAGGUUGAAGUCUGCUUUGAUUAAAAGAGCUGCUGAGGUCAAACCUCAUUUAUGUUUGUGCCGUGAACUGUGAAGUGGUCAUUUUUAUUGUAUUUUUUGAAAUUGUUGGCCAGCUUCAGAGUUUCGAAAAUAAAUUGAACCGUUUGAUUCA
Tigriopus californicus is the source of this 1441-nucleotide messenger RNA. RefSeq lists its product as uncharacterized. Bases 847 to 1314 code for a protein of 155 amino acids. NCBI's taxonomy places the organism in Eukaryota, Metazoa, Arthropoda, Copepoda, Harpacticoida, Harpacticidae. The record is from RefSeq and is a predicted model, not a curated record. The transcript is spliced from 2 exons.